Messenger RNA from Nerophis lumbriciformis (worm pipefish), 4194 nucleotides. RefSeq names its product SNF2 related chromatin remodeling ATPase with DExD box 1a (gene smarcad1a). The record is from RefSeq and is a predicted model, not a curated record. Gene Ontology annotation, molecular function: ubiquitin binding; ATP binding. NCBI's taxonomy places the organism in Eukaryota, Metazoa, Chordata, Actinopteri, Syngnathiformes, Syngnathidae.
AAUACCCAAGUCUCAGCACUGUGACUUCAUUCGCGGGAAACCGGCAGCCGUCUUUGGCCUCCUACCACCCCGCUUUGAAUUAACACUACAGUUCUUGUCGUGGAAUUCAGUUUGAAAUCUUACCAGUGUCUUUUAACGGCGUCCGGCAUUGCUGUCUUUCUUGCAGGGCCGUCUAGUUGAGCUGUCGUCGGUGUUACGUCGAGCCUCACGACACCUGGGCUAACAGCCAGAGCCGCCGCUAGCCGGGGACAAAAGGCUUCUACGCUGUCGAGAAUGAGAUAGCGCGGCAACAUGAGCCAGUUCAACUUGGAACGUUUCCGUUUUCACAAAACAGCCGUCCAAUUUCCGCCAAACGGCUCCAAAAGCCCGGAGUCCGAGAAAGAAAACAAGCCAGCCCAUAUGAAACCUGCCAAAGCAUCAUCAAAGUCCCAUACCCGAGGAGUGGUUUUUGAGGAGGUUGUCGUUCUGUCUGAUGAAGAAGAUGAGCCAGCAACAAAAAUUGUCUUAUCAAGACACUCCAGGGCUCCCGUGGAGAAAUUGUCUAAAAUUGUCACAAAUGAUGACGAAGAAAUCGAAGAAAAAAUGUCAAAACUGGCUGAGAUGUUCCCUCAGUUGUCGAGGCAGACGCUCUUAGAGGUUGUUGGUAGUACAAGCACAUUGGAUGGAGCUGUUGCUGCAUGUCUGCUGAUGCCUGGUUAUAAAGACCCAGAUUGUGGCAAGAAGAGAAAGCAGGAUGACUCCCUCAGCUCACAGGACAUUACUCAACCCAACAAAAGAAGAAAAUCAUCAGUGUCUGAAGAUGAAUGUGAUGAUGAUGACGAAGAAGAGGAUGAACCCAGUUGGGAGAAGAAGGAGUCAAUGGUCAAAAAGCUGCAGAAAAAGUUUCCUGAUCAGGACAAAGAGGAACUACGCAUGGUGCUGAAGGAACAUGACUGGAAUGUUGAUGACGCUCUCCAGGUUCUACAAAUGUUCUCCGACCCAGGUAGCACCAGCUCACCUGACUGCACACCACAGAAAUCCCAACAAGCAAAGAGCAGCAGAGAUGAGUCGCAAACCAAGUUGCACCAACUCAGUGGUUCGGACAAGAGUAAAAGCAAAAUAGAUGCUAAGAAGUCCAAAGACCUCAAUGAUGUUAAUGAAUUUGAGGGCGAUUCAGACGCUACAGUAGAUAGUGAUGACUUUUUAGAGGACCAAAUCAUAGAGUCCAAAGACGAAUUGGAUAAUUCUAUGUCCACAUGGAUUAGCAAGGACUCAUCUUCCUCUUUGACAAGAACAGCUGACUUUUUCAACCAAAAACCAUCCUCUUCCUCCUCCUCCGCCGCCCAAAUGCUGUCCAGGUUCGCCAGCGUGACUAGCAUUGCCCAAAAGCAGGCGGUCGAGAGGAAGCAAAAAGCCCGCGCUUCUGAUGAACGCUUCAGUUCCGACGACGAGGACUCAAUGAGCAGCGACUACGAUGACUCCGAUGAAGAGUUGAAAACGUCGAAACCCACAGGAACCGUGAUGGAUCAGGUCGUCCAGUUUUUCCAGGAAGCCACUAUUGAUGAGCUGGCUUUGAUCUCUGGUUGCUCUGUUACAAAAGCCAAGAAGAUAGUGGCGCUUCGACCCUUUGAAAAUUGGACCAGCCUGACAGAACUCAUCCACAAGAGCAACGGGCUACAGGAGGGCCUGCUUCUGGGUUGCAAAGUGGUUCUCAAGGAGCGUGCCAUCGUGCGGCGACUCAUGUCCAGUUGCGAGACCAUUUCCUCCAAAAUGGUCAAGCAGGUCACGGCGGUGAUGAGGAGCGGCUUGGAGUCCAUGAAACAACCCAGCUUGCUCAAUAGCCAGCUCCACCUUAAACCUUAUCAGCUCAUUGGUCUAAAGUGGCUGCUCCUUCUGCACGAUCAUGACCUGAGUGGCAUCCUCGCUGAUGAGAUGGGUUUGGGGAAAACCAUCCAGGCUAUUGCCUUCCUCGCCCAUUUAUUUGAGAAUGGAAUAGAGGGUCCUCACCUCAUCACUGUGCCUGCUUCUACACUUGAUAACUGGGGCAGAGAGCUGAAAUUGUGGUGUCCGAGUCUGAAAGUCAUAGUUUAUUGUGGAUCUGUGGAAGACCGUCGCUACCUCAAGUAUGACAUCCUCAACGGAGAGCUUGAAUUUAACGUUAUUGUCACCACGUACAACUUUGUCAUAGGGAAUGAUAGUGACCGGGGUCUGUUCCGCAAGCUCCGCCUCAAGUACGCCAUCUUUGAUGAAGGCCACAUGCUGAAGAACAUGAAAACGCUGCGCUACCGCCACCUCAUGGCUGUUAAUGCUAAACAUCGCUUGCUGCUCACUGGCACUCCUUUACAAAACAACCUCUUAGAGCUGAUGUCACUUCUCAACUUCAUCAUGCCUUCACUGUUCUCCAGCUCCACCACAGAGCUCUCCAAAAUGUUUUCUAUGAAAUCCCACGAGGAGCAAAGUCGUUUUGAGAAAGAUCGUAUCUCUCAGGCCAAACGCAUCAUGAAACCGUUCAUCCUCAGAAGAGUCAAGAAUGAGGUCCUCAGGCAGCUGCCUGCCAAAGAAGAGAAGGUGGAGUUCUGCCCCAUGAGUGAGAAGCAGCAGGUUCUCUACCAAAGUCUUUUGCAAAAGUUCAAAGCUUCCGCCGGAAGCGAGAAGCGCGAGUUUAGUAACUUGAUAAUGCAGUUAAGGAAGAUGGCAAACCACCCACUGCUUCAUCGGCAAUACUACACCACGGAGAAGCUCAAAACCAUGAGCAAACUCAUGCUAAAAGAGCCAACUCACUUAGAAGCAGAUGCCGCGUUGAUCCAAGAGGACAUGGAGGUCAUGUCAGAUUUUGAGCUGCAUCGUCUUUGCCAGCGGUACUCAUCCAUCACCUCCUACCAGUUGGAGAACAAUCUGCUCCUCGACUCUGGGAAGUUCCACUGGCUCACAGAGAGGCUGGUGUCACUCAGGGAGAAGGGUGAUCGGGUUGUGCUGUUCAGUCAGUUCACCAUGAUGCUGGACAUUGUGGAGGUACUGCUGAAGCAUCUCAAGCAACGUUACGUUAGAAUGGACGGGUCUACACCAAUAGCGGACAGGAUCUUUCUGAUAGACGAGUUCAACACAGACAGCGAUAUAUUUAUCUUCCUGCUGUCAACCCGCGCCGGUGGCCUCGGCAUCAACCUCACGUCGGCCAACGUCGUCAUCUUGCACGACAUAGACUGGAACCCAUAUAACGACAAGCAGGCCGAGGACCGGUGCCACCGUGUGGGUCAGACCAGGACUGUGAAGGUCAUUAAGAUGAUCAGUAAGGACAGCAUCGAGGACGGUAUACUGCAGCUGGGUCAGAAGAAGCUCAAAUUGGAGCGGGACAUGACAGCUGCUGAACAGAGUGAUGAGGGGACCAUACCUGAAGACAUGGCAUCAUUGCUCAAAGCCUCACUGGGACUGUGAUAUUCAAAUGCAUGAAACGAAAUGACUUGAAAGCAAACUUUUUCAAAGCCAUCUCCGAUCCAGAGCAGGCUUGAGUUUUAAACAUACACUGAACAUAAAAAAAGUAUCUGAUGACCACACUUGUGCCUGUUUGUAAAUGCCCACCUUUUGUUGUACAACAAAUAUAGCUUCAAUAGUGUUGAAGGCUAAACAAAACAAUGUCAUUUUACUGUUUUCUGAUAGUAGGCAAAAGAUUCAAGCUUUCACUUUCAGACCUCCAACUAGUAGUAAUGCAACUUUGAAUUGGCCAUAAAACUUGAUCCACAGCCCAAAGCUUUGUUCAAUAAUUUUGGUUUCAGUCCAACAGGAGUACAUAUAUUUACUGAUAUAGUAAUGACAGCUUGAAAACAUAACCUUGCAAAUACUUAUUGUCAGUCUGUCUUUAAAAGUGACCAACUGUUUUACUCAACAUGAGGUUUCGCCACAUGUUGGCUUUUGUUGGCCACCAGAGGGCACAAUUAGUCCACUUUGUUCAAUGCUUUUAGCAAGAGAACGAGGUGGAGUGACUAUCCAUUACUCUUGAAAUUUGAAAAUGGAUUUAAAUGAGUAGUUUCUUGCAAAGUAGAGAACACCCGGUGGUCGUGGUGGUGUUUAUUGUGAAACGGAACAAAGCAAAGGUAUAGAACCAAUAGAUAAUGCAUGUUUGCAUAAAUGUUGAACUGUAUGACUGAUGCCUAAUAUGUGGCAAGUGUUACUCUUUUGUAAAUCAUUUUCAAAUGUGUAUGUUCGUUGUUUUUUAUGUGU